GUUUUGUAGGUUUUUUACAUGAUGCUUGAUAACUAGAGUAAUUUUGGUGCUUCAAAGUUUGCUAGCUGCCGACGUUAUAAUUUUGAUUGAAAACGGUGGCGUAUUGUCAUUUAUUUGUCACUGUCUUCCUGCACGAUCAAAAUCUCAUCCCCUAAAAUGUUGGAUUUAAUUGAUGACGAAGAAAUUUCGUCCACCCACUCAGACACUGACGUUGCGAUAUUGGAAGGAGAGCAUGAAGAGAUUCAACCGCAACUAGACGACAUGAUACAAAAGUCUAACAGUAUGAAUGAGAGACUGAUAUCUCUAAGGGCGAUGUCUGAAAAGUUAAAACAGCAAAUUAAAGAGGAAAAGGUCAAGUGGAGGCAAGAGUUGGCGGAGACUGCAGCAUUGGACAGGAAUCUCAGGGAGGCUCAUAAGAAGGGACCAGAUGGAUAUCAAAUGUUCAGAGACUACCUAUUUUUCGCUGAAACGAGUCGUACCAUUGAUGAGGCGAUGCGAAAGAAGCAUUAUGAGCAGUGGUUGAACGAAAUCGAACACGAAUGCAAUGAUGAGCUAGAGAAGAUCACAAAAAGCAUAACUAGAUUGAAGCCUUUAAAAGACAUUGUGCUGGAAUGGGAUAUGGAAAAGGGCAGUGGAGAUCAUGCUGAUCAGAAGAAGCAAAGAUCAAAACCGACUGAAAGCGAUGAUGAACUAGAGGCGACUAGUAGUAAAAUCACGAUCACUAACAUGCCAGUAGACGAGAAUGAUACAGACAGAACUGAAGAAGACACAAGCAAUGGCGAGGAAAGUACAGACGAAGAUAAGACAGUAAUUAUUAAUUGUUUCUCGAAAAAGUAAAAAGCAGAAGUUACGAUAAAAAUGUCAUUGUUUCUUGAGAGGUUUAUGAAUUCAAAAUUCGUACAUCAGUAUGAGAUGUGACUGAUACGUGUAUGGGCAUAAAUAAAGAAAAUAUUAUUAUUAUAUAUGUAUAUAUCACUCACUAAAUAUAAACCAAAUUUACAAUAAUAA
Acanthoscelides obtectus is the source of this 1008-nucleotide messenger RNA. The record is from the annotation of a GenBank genome assembly. Lineage: Eukaryota; Metazoa; Arthropoda; Insecta; Coleoptera; Chrysomelidae.